AUGGAGCAGGAGCAAGCGCAGCCGCCUGCAUACACGCAGCACGACCCGUCGAGCCUCAAUCUGCCUUCAGUCCCGACACACUCUCUCCCAAGCCUGCGAAGCCUCGAUCUGCCCGAUGCCCGCGCCUCCGUGGAGCUUAGUCCCAGAACAACCAGUACGCAAUGGGGCGCGCUUCCCCGUGUGUCGUUCCCGCGUGUGCCUGAGGGCGACGUGGGCAGCCCAAUGGACAUGGAUCGCGCGAGUGCGACGAGCGGCGAGGACAGGAGGAGGGAGAUGAGCGUCGUCAGUAUGGAGGAUCCGGACGUGAGGUUGGCGGCUGAGGCGCUGAGCGGGCUGGGAAACCCAGAUUUCGCCCGCUCGCCGACAAGUCGCUCCGUGACCCUUUCCGCGCGCGAACCCACCGUCGAGCCCGAACCGCUGCUCAAUCUCCUAACGUCGGCGCAUCCCUGGCUCGGAGGCAGCAUUAAUGGCUCCAUUUCUGCGUAUAAUACUACGAAGACAUAUUCCCCUCGAAUUUUCAAAUAUGGAGCCGAGCUCAUUGAACGUAAUAUCGGCUCGCCGGUCGUCAACACCGUCUCCUCUGUCGGAAGACGCACCGGCGUUGAGCAAAAUCUACGACGCUACUUAGGAGAGGUACACAGACGGCCAAGCGACCUAGAACAAGGCGAUGCAGACAGGAGAGGGAAACGACCCCGUGUCAUGAGCCCUAAUUCUGGCUCGGCGACCGACGCCAUGGAGAUCGAAGGCGACUAUACAGCAUCCCGCACAAGAGGCGGCUCGCAAUCGUCCGGCUACGCGGAGAGCCUUCCCGCGUACGACGACCACCGUUCUCCUAAAUACGAGGAGACCGCCGUCAUAACUAUUGAUCCUGCGACUGGUAAAGAAGUGCACCCUUCAGAAGAACAGGCGCAAUCCACACAAGACCGCCGCAUGAACUGGUCUACACAGCUCAUUAUGACAACGUCCGGCCUCGGCGUUGCGCUCUCUGACGCGUCGCUCAAAUCACUCAAGCUAUGCUUGCGGUUGUUGCGCGGUGCGACGAAGCACAUCGACAGCGUCAUGCGCGCGCUUAAGCUCGUCGUGGAUGAAUACGAAGCCGCGCUGCGAAAUGCGCGCCACUCCAACGGAGACGAGAAAGACGUCAUGAUGGCUGAGGGAGAAGACGAGCAAGUUCGCGCGAUCGCCAAUCGCAUGAAGCAGCUCUCCAGUGAUAUCUGGACUACUCUCCAGUCCGUCGUGACCUCGGUCUCCCGGUACACAGGUGGCGCGCUCCCACAGAACGCGUCACAGGUCGUUCGUACGCAGCUUCUCUCCGUGCCCCAGCGGUGGCAGCUUGCCGCCAGGACUACCGCCACUGGCAACGAUGGCGGUGAGGGCGGCGGCGAGGAGGUCCGCGGCGCGAACCGUAUGCUGGCGUUCGCGAGCGAGGGUCUGGAUAUGAUGGGCCAGAUCACCGCGGUGGUCGACGGCACCGUACAGAGCGCAGAGGGUUGGUUAAGUCGCAUUGGCCGCCAGCCUACGCAACAGCCUGAAGAGGAGCCAGAGAAAGCUCCCUUGACCAAGGUCAGAGUCGACGCUGGUAUCAACGAGAAGAACUAG
This is a messenger RNA of Didymosphaeria variabile, 1599 nucleotides long. RefSeq names its product transcriptional regulator opi1 (gene OPI1). Gene Ontology annotation, molecular function: transcription corepressor activity. NCBI's taxonomy places the organism in Eukaryota, Fungi, Ascomycota, Dothideomycetes, Pleosporales, Didymosphaeriaceae. The coding region runs from base 1 to 1599 and encodes 532 amino acids. The record is from RefSeq and is a predicted model, not a curated record. Gene Ontology annotation, biological process: regulation of transcription by RNA polymerase II; endoplasmic reticulum unfolded protein response; phospholipid biosynthetic process. Gene Ontology annotation, cellular component: endoplasmic reticulum; nucleus. The transcript is spliced from 2 exons.